Messenger RNA from Cladophialophora yegresii CBS 114405, 2187 nucleotides. RefSeq lists its product as uncharacterized. The transcript has a single exon. Lineage: Eukaryota; Fungi; Ascomycota; Eurotiomycetes; Chaetothyriales; Herpotrichiellaceae. The record is from RefSeq and is a predicted model, not a curated record. The coding region runs from base 1 to 2187 and encodes 728 amino acids.
AUGGCCGACCGAGAACUAUCACCUACAAUUCUAGCCUCAUCGGCGCAACGCAAAUCACAGAUGUCGAUAACGCUUCCCCGGAACUUCGCACCUCUAGGACUCACCGGCGCUGACGACCCGAAGACUCCAGACCAGACUUUCGCGGAAUUGAAGCUGCCUCCUCCACCGCACCACUCGACCUGUCGGUUGCGCCGGUCUCGCUUUGGAAUUGACAACUUCCAAUCGCGCAACAACGCGCUUCCUGCCACCCUCUUUGCUUCAGACAUCCCCAUCCCGUCGAGCUCGCCAAAAGACAACGAUGUGUCGGACGCGGACACGGCUUUACCUUCUAUUGAAUUCCACCAUCAUCUGACCAGACCGUCGUGUACGCACAGCUCUACAGAUCCUACGCCCAGUGAGAGACUUAGGCUCUCCGCCUUGAGAGACUCUCAACUGCCGCGUACUCCGAUCGCUCAAACCAAGGUUGCUCCGAUUGACUACAAGAACGGUGCAUGGGAAAUGCGUCGAUCUGCGUCGGAGUCUUCAUUUUCGUCGUCCGACGAUACGUUCACCACUCGGCCGACAUCAUUUGAUGGCAGUGCAACAAGCCCCGAAAACGAAUGCCUCGACCCGUUUUCUCCGACCAAGGUCAAUAUCAUCCCUGAUACACCAUCCAGGAAGAACAAAAAGCUGAGGGUCAAUACCUUUACAUCGAAAGCCAAUGUGCAGUGGAGUAUCGAAAUGGACAACCACUUGUUCAAUAUCUACCAGAUGUACCUGGCUGACCCUACUGUCACCCCGUUCAAAACCGUCCCUGGCAGUAUUCCGCCCACCGGUGUUUGCCAUCGUGUUGCCCGAAGAGCCAAGGAGACGUGGUCGAAGGCCUCGAGGGUGUCUAAGCCAAUCAUCCAACGGUACAAGAUGCGAAACAUCAUUGAGUCCAGGAGCAAUUUUAGAGACAGAACACCCGAGCCAAAUGACUUCCUGCGUACGGACAAUGAUGCAAGGGGUUCUUGGCCUUCUGAAUCCGCGACAAGAAAACGCCUGAAACAGCUCUGCAAGGAGAAAUUCACCAUUACUGCUCAUUAUCAGCGGUUGCGUGAAUCGAGAAGCCCAUCGCCUUUCCAUGAGCAAUUUCCUCGUCGACCACCGUCGCGGCUUGCUCGGUCGGUUUCUGCCCAAGACGCAGCGUCCACCACAUAUGCUACGCGAGAAUUGGGGAUCUCUCUCGUCGCUAGCGGUGCCACUGCACCUCUAGCACAGCUAGUGACAGGCGACUCUCCUCCCAGUCAGCGGAUGUCGGAUGAUUGGUUCAAUACCCCGGUGAACAGCUCCUCUGGCAGCAUGUCCAUAUCGACAAGUACGGGUCUGGGGAUCAACCCGGAGCCCGACAAGUUGCAAGUAGCGAGCAACAUUCCGCGUCUGGCUUCACCUUUCAACUACAGCACGUGGAAUGGAUCGAGUAACUCAAAUAGCCAGCACCGUCGUCAUAUCAGCCACAACCAUUUCGAGACUGUUCAUGCGACAGGAACAAGGUUGCUAUCGCCUUUCAAACUCGAACCGGAGUUAUCGUUGAACGUGAACAAGCGACGUGCCCAACACAAUCUCGAAGAUGAACUGAGUCCAAGUGGGAGCAAUAUUGAAAAGUUGAAUGCUGAGCUGAACAACCUCCCUACGCCUACGACGUUCAUACCCGAGCCUCAGAUCCGACCGGAGCUGGUAUUCACCGGUGCCGGUGAUCUGAAUCAACGAAGAAUCCGAGUCCGCAACCGGGGUGCAACGAUGGGAUCUAUGAACAAUCGGGAGCACCUCGAACGUCUCUUCACUCCACCGAUCACUCAAACUCCAGACGGCGACGGCAUUCCGCCAGUGCCGCCGCUGCCUACCUCGUUGACCGCGCUGGCAAACUCCAAUGUGCAAGGUAGACCUGCUGGUCUAGCUCCACCAGAGCCAGACCCGGCUCAGAAGCGUCUGGGCAGUCCAUUUGAACUGGAUCCGAACAAGCGGAGCUAUCGAGCGAAAACCCCUCGCCAUGUGCCAAGUCUGAGCGAUCCUUUCAUCAGCACGAGUGCCUUCGCCGCGACGCCCAGUCAUGGGAACGGAGCCAUGAGCAUCGGGGAGCGACUAGCGGGAUUCAGUACCUUUCACCCCACUCACUUUUCGCGUCAGAUUCCGGACUAUCGACCAAAAGACGACCCUUUCACUUGA